GCCCACCACCCUCCCUCUUCCCUUCGGUGCGUCUCGGUCCGCCCGCAGCAGUCUCCUUUCCCGGCGAGGUUUCAAUACAGAGAUGGCUGCGAAAGUGUGCAGAUCAGUACUCCUGUUGUCCCGGAGCAGCGGAGCGGUGGCCGGUAGCCUCCCCGCACUUGUUGUCUCUUCACAGCGGCAUCAUCAGCAUAUAAGACCGCAGGAGGUACUGUGUGCACCUUUCACCCGUCAGACUGUCAGGAGAGCACAUGGCCUACGGUCUGCAGCCCACUCCACACUCUUCACCCAGCCUCCCACUGCCCUGUCUCCACAGGUUUGGAGGGGCGCCCCCUCAUGGCAUGGACAGAGACUGUUGUGUUCCUCCGCUGCUCCAGAAGAGGUGACAGUGGUGUAUCAGAAUGGGCUGCCGGUGAUCUCAGUGAGUUUGCCGUCCAGGCGAGAGCGCUGUCAGUUCACCCUCAAGCCUCUCAGUGACUCUGUGGGAGUUUUCCUGCAACAGCUCCAAGCAGAGGACAGAGGCAUUGACCGGGUAGCCAUCUACUCCACGGAAGGAGCGAGGGUCGCCUCCUCCACAGGCAUAGACAUCCUGCUGCUGGAUGAUUUUAAGCUCGUCAUUAAUGACACAACACACCUCGUGCGGCCACCAAGGAGAGAGCUGCUGCCCCAUGAGGAGGGGGAAAGGCUGAAUGACGUGAAGUUUCUGGUGCAGCAGCUCUACACCACCCUGCGCAUCGAGGAGCACCAACUCGGCAAGGAACGGGAGCUGAUUGGACGACUGGAGGACCUCAACUCUCAACUCCGCCCCUUAGAGAAGGUUAAGGAGGAGCUGAAUAGGAAGGCAGAGCGGCGUACCACCUGGGUGCUGUGGGGCGGCAUGGCAUACAUGGCUACCCAGUUUGGCAUCCUGGCCAGGCUCACCUGGUGGGAGUACUCCUGGGAUAUCAUGGAGCCCGUCACCUACUUUAUCACGUAUGGCACGGCCAUGGCCAUGUACGCCUACUUCGUGCUCACACGCCAGGAGUAUGUUUACCCGGACGCUAGAGACAGACAGUAUCUGCUGUUCUUCCACAAGGGGGUGAAAAGGACACGCUUCGACAUUGAGAAGUACAACAAGCUGAAGGAUGAUAUCGCGGAGGUGGAGUUGGACCUGAAGCGUCUUCGGGACCCACUCCAGCUCCAGCUCCCGGUUCAGCAGCUCACCGCCAGUAAAAAUUGAUAGGAAAUGAUAGUGACUUCCUCCUCUCUCAGCUCCUGCAAACCCCCUUUCCCUCUUCCCUUUUCCGUCCUGCACCCUUCUCCCUCCCCUUUUACCCCCAACUGUUUCCUCAGACUCUUCCCUCCCACACCCAAAAAUCCCAUCCCUGUCUUGACUGUGGGAGUUAGUUUUUUCUCCUUAUUUUCUUUCUUUUUUUUCUUUUUACUUUCCUGACUGAAAACUUCAGUUGGAAUUGCAAGUGAAAACCGCUAAAAGACGAAGGAUUGGCAAGAGUACCGGGAACUGAAAAACUCACAGCUAAAGGAUGGCGAGGAUGAUGAUGGAGGAAUAAAACUGGGCACUAUGGAUAUGCCUCAAGUCUCCGGAGGGACAGCCUGCAGGGAAUUCCAGGGGGAAAACAGGAAUUAUUACACCUCUAGACACUCCAAAUCAGAGGACAUGCAGAGGGGCAGUUAUUAAGUGACGGUAUGUGUGUGUGUGUGUGUGUGUGUGUGUGUGUGCGCUUGUGCGUGUGCAUGCAGGACUUUUGGGGUACACUGGGACAUCGACCCUGGCCACUCAGCCCCGGUCAACACAGGUGUAACACAUAGUGUAGUCCUGCUUCCUCUAGCAGUCAAACUGUCAACACACACACCUGCUCUUGGUAGGAUCCAGAGAGAGUUCCCACCCCACACGUUAAAGUUUACAAGGAAGUCAGGUGGACCCUCAUCUUCCUGUGGCUGAACUCUGCUGCCUCUCCCUCCCUGGGCCACGCCUUCUCCAGGUGACGGACAGCUGUCCCUCCCAGUGUGACCUUUGUCAGGAGCCUGUCUCGACUCGCAGGAUAUAGGCAUGAGGACGCCUGGUUUCCUCUUCCUGUUGACGUCCUGUAGCGGCCCGGUCUGAGAGUACUACCGACAACAACAUCACUGUGUGUUCUUUUAUUCCAAAAAAAAAUAUUUUGGCACUUUUUAUUUUGAAAGCCAUAGUAUAUUUGUUAUGAAAAGAAUAUAAAUAUAUAUAUCUAUAUAUGUAUACAAUCAAAUAAACCAGAUGACCAGAGGCUAGUUUUUUUCAGUGGGGGGAGGAGCUCUCUUACAAACAUUGUUUCAUCAGAAACUCAUUUACAUCCUCUGAAGAUCUCCUGCCAUGAAGGACCCCCGCUAACAGUUAACACACACACACACACACACACACACACACACACACACAAAGCUUAAUAAUGUAUGCAUUUACUAACUUGAGCUAACUAUUUUAUAUUUUGUCAUGACAAAAUACACACAUUGUAAUUCACAGUAACUACAUCCAAGGUUGGAUGUAAGGCUCCUGUGCAUGGCCAUCGAAGAGGGGGAAGCCAUGUUGAAGCCAAAUCAGGGUGAAAAUGGCUUUGAUUGGAAUUGAUUUUGAGCAACGCAGAAUGUUGAUGUGGAUAAGGCCAUGCUUGACAUUUAUAAUCAUCUCAUGAAUACAAAGAUUGCCGCGGAAAUGCUUAACAUAAUAGAGACGUUACACUGUGUAGUGACCGUUGUCUCAGACAAACCCACAGGAAUGAUAUACAGUAGUUCAAUAUAUCUGAUGGGCUUUUAAAAAGAGUAAAGCCGCAUUAUACACCAGGUGCAGGAUUUGAGUAAAUUGCCUGCAGUUCAAUAUUUUCUCUUUUUCCAAUCGAAAGUAUUGUUUUUAGAGGUGUAUAUUAUCAGAUUUUCAGUGACUUGGCCUUUAGCAGCAUGCGAUGUGCAUUUUAACAAUGUUUUCAUGAUUCUCCCUUUACAAUGCUUAUUGACAAACUAACAGAAGGCAAGAUCUAAAAAAAAAAGCAUCAUGGCACUGAUUCACAGAGGCUUUUUUAGAGCGUUCUCCUCCCACUGUUACUGUAAUGCCCCCCUGCUCCCCCCCCCCCCCCCCCCCCCCCCGAUGACACGGAAGGGUAGACUGCAUGCUGUGGUGUGCCCUCAUUAGACAUUUGUGAAUGUGUAGGAGCAUUAUUGGAAUUUUGUACCUAUUUGAAUCUAGCUGAAGUCUCAUCCUUUUCCCUAUAAAUCAAAAGGUUAUAGAAGCCAUAUGUUUAUGUUGUCCAUUUUUUUAAGGGAUGGUCACUCAAUAAACCUUUGUCAGCUUGACUUGGUUUUCUGUUCAGGGUGAGGAUCGAAGGCCCCUCUCAAUGACAUGACGUCCCUGAACAUCUAGUCUAAUUUAAGAUCCUGCUUGUGUGUCUCGCGUGGACGGUUGACUGAAUCCUACAGAAGAGAUCCUUGUGUUUAACUGCCGAUUUUCGAUUCAAAUGCAUGCUUUUAGGUCCAAUCAAAAGUUAGCCAUGCAGAUCUCAAGACAGGAUUUGGUCGUGUGUGUGUGUUCGUGCCUUUUGGAUGAUUUCAAAGGUAUAGCAAUUAAUAAAUGGCAAGUUCAUUAACAUAGUUAAUAUCUUAUUUGGAAUGAAACCUUUAAAUAAAGGAGGAUUAAAUUGAAAUGCUGAGAAGUGUGUCUGGGAGUGCACUGCAGGCAAAGUUUAGACCACCAUGUUCAUGAAUCCUUUGCCUUUAAUCACCACCUGUCAAUAGUGGUACAAAUCAACUCCGCCCUCAUCUAACUUCAUAGCAUUUAUGUGUUUUUCCUGAGUAGGACGGUUUACACACACACACACACACACACACACACACACACACACACACACACACACACACACACACACACACACACACACGAUGACGGCGUUUCUUUAGAGAUGUACUGCGGCAGGUGAGAGUCUCUGUCUGCAGUCCAAUCCUUCCCUCUGCUAAUUUUACACCACACUUAUCUCCAUCAUCACCUCCUUCUUUCUAUCAUACCAUCCACCUUUUUAUUGCCUGGUGUUUGUUUUCUUGUUUAUUUUUUUAAAAACAAAAUAUAUCAAAUAUAGGGAAACUUUAUUAUAAAGAGGGUGUUGCAUGAAUGUAUGUUUACAUGGGAAAUUAUGUGAAAAUAAUAAAAAAAAGAUUUUAUCAAAAAAAAAAACUGCAAAGAUAAUUUAAGAACGUUGUUUGUAGAGAUUCCUAGUUAUAAAGGACAGUGGACAGGGCUGCGUCUUUAGAAUCUGCCCUGCCAAAUCUGACUUAAAUUCCAGCCAACCAACUGCUCAAACCACACUACCAUCUUCAUCUUAUUUACUCCCAUUAACUCCUCCCUCAACGUGCAUUUAUACUCACCAAUGAAUGGAAAAACACCCUCCAUCCUCAGUGCACCUAUGAAGGAGACCUCUUGACCUCAGUUGCCAACGUCCUGGUUUUAAGUCCAAAGGAAAAGUGGAAAAGCGCUCUUUCUUAGCUUAUCGGGGAACACCUCCCAUUCUCAUCCCUCUCUCCUGUCAUUUUCAUCCACCCUCAGCCUUUUUUUCUCCAAAGCGACAUUAUUGUUCAAUUUUUUGAAUGUGUGUUUGUUUUGAAAAAUCUUGUUUGUGUGCAAUUACAAUAAGAUAUGUCUCAAAUGCCUAAAGAGUGAAGCAGAAUGCAGGAAUUGAAAUGACGCCAUUCUGACCUCUUAUUUUUAUUUUUUAUUUUUUUCGUUUUUCUUGUCUUCUUUUUCUUUCUGUUGACAUAUGAUGCUGUAAUGUUGGCAAAAAAAAGAAAAAUGUAAAAUCCUGUAUCAUUUAUGAAAUAUGUAUAAAAGAGAAAUGUAAUUCAAUUAUCAAUAAAAUCCUUAUCCAGUUUUUGGA
Molecule: messenger RNA, 4883 nt
Organism: Etheostoma spectabile (orangethroat darter)
Lineage: Eukaryota; Metazoa; Chordata; Actinopteri; Perciformes; Percidae
Gene: mcu
Product: mitochondrial calcium uniporter
Exons: 9
Coding region: 83-1216 (377 amino acids)
Biological process (GO): mitochondrial calcium ion homeostasis; calcium import into the mitochondrion
Cellular component (GO): uniplex complex
Molecular function (GO): calcium channel activity; uniporter activity
Source: RefSeq, a predicted model, not a curated record